Molecule: messenger RNA, 657 nt
Organism: Saccharomyces mikatae IFO 1815
Lineage: Eukaryota; Fungi; Ascomycota; Saccharomycetes; Saccharomycetales; Saccharomycetaceae
Gene: FMN1
Product: riboflavin kinase
Exons: 1
Coding region: 1-657 (218 amino acids)
Biological process (GO): riboflavin biosynthetic process; FMN biosynthetic process
Cellular component (GO): mitochondrion
Molecular function (GO): riboflavin kinase activity
Source: RefSeq, a predicted model, not a curated record
AUGUUUACCUGGAAAGUUUAUGUUGCAGCAUUUAUUGUAUUAGCAGGUACCUUCUUGAUGCAUCGAAAUACAAGCACAGAUAUGACAGAUAGUUUAAAACGAGAAGUGGACUUGCCAAUACCGGUACAGCCAAGUUCACCAUUCCCACUUGUUACUGAGUAUUGUGAUAUUGUAAGCGGAUUUGGUCGUGGUUCUGCUGAACUGGGUGUUCCUACUGCUAACGUGCCUAUAGAGCAGUUACCCAAAAGUAUAAAUGAUUUGGACUUAGGAGUUUACUUUGGAUUUGCUCAUAUUAGAGCCGUUGAUAGUGAAGAAGCUUCUGUGGAAACAAGACAGGAGGGGAGAACUGUGACUUACAGUUACGGUCAAUAUUUAAGUGAAGCAAACGGCGAUUUGGACGUACUUCCCAUGGUACUUUCCGUGGGGAAAAAUCCAUUUUAUGGGAAUGAUUUUAAAACCAUGGAAUUGCAUGUUCUACAUGACUUCAAGAACGACUUUUACGGGGCCAAGGUCAAGUUCAAUAUUUUGGGUCACAUUAGGCCUGAGCUGAACUACACAACGAAGGAGGCCCUAAUCAAAGAUAUCAAUAUUGAUAUUAAGAUUGCGCAAACCGUACUUGCUACACCAUCGUAUCAAGCAUACAAACGACAAUUAUAG